Molecule: messenger RNA, 1060 nt
Organism: Rhodamnia argentea
Lineage: Eukaryota; Viridiplantae; Streptophyta; Magnoliopsida; Myrtales; Myrtaceae
Product: auxin-responsive protein SAUR36-like
Exons: 1
Coding region: 405-860 (151 amino acids)
Biological process (GO): response to auxin
Source: RefSeq, a predicted model, not a curated record
AGUUUUCAUGACAGUACGAAGAGUGAGAGUUUUCAGGGGAGAGUUCCCAAAACUUUUAUUUCGGCCAUUUACUGGCUGGAUUUGAUUGUCCGCCAACCGUUCUUUUCUUUCACGUAUAAAGCAGAAACGUCGGAAUCAAUGAAAACCAAACAAUAUUCUAACGCCGCUUCUCAUUCUUCCCUUAGGAUUGGACCCAAUUACCAGGUCAUCUCUGAUCUCUCCACCGUCUGAUGACCCUUUCAGAUCUACCGAAAACAGAGUUCCCAUGUUUUCGUAGAGAUGGCACGGUGGUUUUCUCCGUGGCGGUAGCCCUCUUCGGGUUGCGUAGUACUCCGAGAACACAUUUCGCGGCGUGGCAUGGACACUUUCUUUCUUAGGACGAGAUUCGCGUAACGUUCUGGAUCAUGGCCAUUUUCGAUAGGAUGAAGAACCAACGAGUCGGUGUGUGGCCCAGGAAAAUGCUCAAGCAAUGGCUACUGUCGCAUCCGCAGCAAAAUCGCUGCCGCCAGCCUCCUCCGCACGCGUCCAGAAAAUCGCUGGGAGACAAUUUGACAGAGUCGCUGCUCGCCAUUGAGUUCUGGGACGACAGGAGGCCGCCGGGUAGGGUGCCAAAGGGGUACCUGGCGGUGUACGUAGGGCCGAAGUUGAGGAGGUUCGUGAUCCCAGCAAGCUACUUGUCGGUGCCGGAAUUCAGGACAUUGAUGGAACAGGUGGCCGAGGAGGUCGGGUUCGAGCAGGAGGGGGGGCUUCAGAUUCCUUGUUGUGAGGAAGAAGAUUUCGAGGGAAUCCUGGCCAGGUGUGUGAGAUCCAACCAAAUGACAUCCAAGCCAAAGAAACAUACGAGUAAGAACUUAGUUUGAUAGCUUCUUUCUUUCGCCCUUGUUGCCCUACAUGUACCUAAAGUACAAGAAUUUGGAGGGUUAGUCCUUAUUGGACGCUGAAUUGAAUGUACAUAUUGAUCAGCUUCAUCAACUAGUUGUUCUGCUCUUUGGAUGGUGUAUUAAGUUUCGCCAUAUAUGAUGAUGCAUUUACCUCUUAUGGGAGCUAAACCGGGGUAUGG